Molecule: messenger RNA, 1856 nt
Organism: Malaya genurostris
Lineage: Eukaryota; Metazoa; Arthropoda; Insecta; Diptera; Culicidae
Product: estradiol 17-beta-dehydrogenase 11-like
Exons: 6
Coding region: 327-1358 (343 amino acids)
Cellular component (GO): lipid droplet
Molecular function (GO): oxidoreductase activity, acting on the CH-OH group of donors, NAD or NADP as acceptor
Source: RefSeq, a predicted model, not a curated record
ACGUGCCGAGAGUCUAUAGGCUCCAUAGGUAAUGAACAUUUCUCUGUGGGCUUCGCUGUUUCACCCAACAACCCACUGAAAAUUUGCAGAGUAAGGGAUUUAUGGUUGUGGCAGCGUGCAUGAUCAGGCGGCCCAAUUCAGUCUGGUGCAGGCCUCGUUCGGCUUUGGACCUUCUACACAACACUUGCCACUUUGCACGGCAAAGGGAGGCCAUCAUCACAAAUCUUCAAACUUCUGCGCGCGGCAGACGGGUGCUAAAUUUGUGAACGCGUUCUUCGGAUCCCAGUGGUUCCCAGUUUCCAGGCGGUGGCUGUCAGGCAAGCAGGAUGGACAGCAUCAGCAACAUCGGAAUCAAUGCGUACGAAGCUGCACCGCGUGGUGCAUCCUUGCGGAUGCUACGCAACGGAGGUGCAGAUCGUCUCGGCACAAUGGCAAGACUUCGGUUUUGGUUCUCGAUCAUCGUAGACAUUUUGACUUUCCUGGUACUGCUGGUUCCGAUUCUGCUCGGUUACGUGGGGCGGUUGUUCGUGUCCAAGCCGAAGAAAAAAAUCGAAGGCCAACUGGCGCUGGUCACUGGCGGUGCGAACGGACUCGGGCGGGAAAUUUGUCUGCAGCUGGCACAACAGGGCUGUCACGUAGCCGUGGCCGAUUUGGACGUGACAAACGGCGAGAAAACGGCAGAAGAUGUGCGAAGGAUGGGCGUAGAAUCCAAAUGUUUCAAGGCUGACAUCUCCGAGUACGAAUCGGUGGUGGAAUUGAAACGGCAGGUUGAAAACAGCCUGGGCCAUGUUGACAUUUUGGUUAACAACGCUGGAGUGCUUCCACUGAUGUCGGUUCGCGAGGGAAAACCGGAAGAUCUGAAGAAAGUGCUGGAAAUCAAUCUGCUGUCGAACUUUUGGACUAUCAGAGUUUUCGUCGAGGGUAUGGUAGUCCGACGAAAGGGUCACAUUGUAUGCAUCGCUUCUGCCACCUCUUUUCUGCCGCUCGGUCGUUUGUGCAGCUACGUGGCUUCCAAGUACGGUGUCCGCGGUCUAAUGGAAGCGUUCAACGACGAGCUGUACUUCGACGGGCUUCAAGACGACAUUCACACCACCACAGUUUAUCCAACGUUCAUGAACACCCGGAUGGAUGUAAUCAAUACGCUGGACAGAAUAAAUAUUCUGGGAAGAGUUCCAUUCAUUUCCGCUAAAACUAUGGCACGCGGUACGGUCAAUGCGAUGCUGCGAAAUCAGCAACAUGUAUUUGUUCCGAAGUGGAUAGGACCCAUGCUGAUCCGUUACGAGCACGUUCCCAACGAAAUCCGAAGACUGGCCCGAAGAAUUAUGCUCAAGACUGAUUUACCGAAACUGAUGAACUAGAAACAGAAAUGGACAUUGGCUGCGAUUAGUUACCGAUUUUAUUACACUGUUACGUGUUGGGGAUUUUUUGUUUUGUAAAUUUACAACUUUCAGUUCUGUUUCACAAUAAAAUUUUGAAUACACCUAAUCCUGGCAUUGUCUUUCCAUAGCGGCGUAAUUUCUGGGGAUGAAUCUUUCCAUAACAAAUACUUCGUUGAGCCUUUAAAUUUGAGAGCCAUUUAAUACAAAUUUCCUGAAAUUCAUUCCAUUCCGCAGACAAUCAGAGCUUUCGUCGAUGGUAUGAUAAGCCGGCAACGGGGUCAUAUUGUAGCCAUCGCGUCAGUAGGAUGUAAGUAUUAAUUCUGAGUCACUGAACCCAAUCGUUUUGCAACUUAUCUACAUUGACAGCAUUCAUACCACUCGGCCGAUUGGUUUGCUACUGUGCGAGCAAAUUUGGCGUUCACGGGCUGAUGGAGUCGUUUCAGGAUGAGUUGUGCGAAGACGGACUGCAAGACCAAA